AUGAAAGAAGCAAAAAUGCCUAAGUUUCCCCCCCGCCACAAGCGCCCGAGCCCCCUGCGUCAUCUCCCGGCGACUGGAAAAUCGUGGAGGAACCGAUACGGGACGGACGGAGGAAAAGGGGGAAACGAACGACGGGCGCGGCUAGGCAGGCGGAAGGAAGCGAGAAACUCCUCGCCGGAACUGCUUUCGCCGCGACACCUCUCCCAGAACCGGUGCCCUCCCACGCGCUCUCUCGCUUUCGCUGCGCCUUCGGGGUUCUUCGGGGCCCCUACGACUCGCGAACGGCCAGGACUUCUCGGUCCGUGUUUUAAGACGUGUCGGGUGGGUUGCCGAUGCACGUCGCGGACCCGAGGUGACGGGCGGCACAGUCAGACGCCGACCUACCGCGCUGGCAGUGCCCUCCCACGCGCCCAGAUUUUGGCGUCCGUAUGCGGAGAAGACGACGCGACGAGACAACGUCACGCGCCGGCACGGGAAUCGACGCGGCCGCGCCGGUUUCGAAGCUCCCGCGAACACUGUCCCGCACGCGUCCGAGACGGUGGGGCGCCGAGGGCGCCCGAAGCGCCGCGCGGAUCGUCCGACGAGAAGAAACCGGUUUGCCACGUCAGAAGGGGGCAGUACGCUCGCGGGCUCGACAGAAGACGCCUCCGCCCCCGACAAGCAGGGGUGGAGUUUAGAGUGCGCCUUCCGCCUACGGACACCGCGCGUCGACCUGCACGCCGGGAAGGGGUCGCGACGACGGACCGGAGGGGAAGUGCGUCCGGUACCGGCCGUGCGGAAUGUGAGCGUCGCGCCGAAGCGCCCGCGCCAUAUGAUGCCGAGCGAAGGAAAGGUGCGGGUGAUCGCGAGGAAUGGAGAGGAGGAGCCACGACGGCAGCGACGGCGGCCACGGCGGCAACAGCAGCAGCAGCGACGCUAAUCGCGGCCCCGAUCGAGGGAACUCCGAACUACGCGAGACGAAAACGAGCGGCUGCCUUCGACCCAUGCGCCACAUGUCCCGAAGCCUUUACUUGCGACGGAUUCGGCGUUGGGCUUCCCGGUUCACUCGCCGUUACUAAGGGAAUCCCGGUUGGUUUCUUUUCCUCCGCUUAG
Messenger RNA from Acanthosepion pharaonis, 1092 nucleotides. The record is from the annotation of a GenBank genome assembly. NCBI's taxonomy places the organism in Eukaryota, Metazoa, Mollusca, Cephalopoda, Sepiida, Sepiidae.